AUGAGGCCUUUCUUCGAUUCUGAUAUUGUCGUAAACUUCACUCUAUCUGAAGAAGCAAUAGAAAGAGAAAAAAAAAUUAUAGAAAAUAAUAAAAGAGCUAUACACGAAUUUCAGAAAGAAAAAUUACUACAAGAAGGAAAAAAAAAUUGGGAUAAAUUUUAUAAUCAUUAUAAAACAAAUUUUUUUAAAGAUAGAAAAUGGAUUAAAGUUGAGUUUGAUCAUAUUUUUAAAGAUGGAGAUUUAUUAAAUGACUCUAAGAAUUGUGAAAAUGAACAAAAAGAAAAAAGAAAAAUAAUUUUAGAAAUGGGAUGUGGAGUAGGGAAUACAUUAAUUCCACUUUUGCUAGAGUAUCAUAAUUGUGAUUUUAUUGGAAUAGACUUUUCUAAAAAUGCGAUAAACUUAUUGAACGAAAAAUGGAAAAAAAUUGUUCAUAUAAAUGAGACGUUAAAAAAUGAGCAAAUGAAUGGCCAGAAUUUAAAUGGCUUAUCAUCUCUUGGCGACAUUUCAAAUAGCGAAAAUCGCAAAGUAGAAAAUGACAAAGUAGAAAAUAUUAGCGAUAGUGUUGAGAAUAAUAUUUCUACUGAAAAUGGUUACGAUAUGGAAUAUGAAGACCAAGGAGAAGAGGAAAAUUAUUCAUGUAUCUACGAUUUAAAAGAGUAUAAAAAAUUAGGGAACUUAAUAAAAACAUCAGUAGUAGAUAUAACGUCAUAUAAUGAGAUCUCAACAAAUUUAAAUGAAUUGGGAUAUGUUGAUGUUGUUUUACUUAUAUAUGUUUUAUCUUCUGUUUCACCAGAAAAAAUGAAGAAUGUAAUUUUAAAUUCAUAUAAAUAUUUAAAAAGUGGUGGUUAUGUUUUAUUAAGGGAUUAUGGAUUAUAUGAUUUAACACAAGUUAGAUUUGCUAAUAAGAAAGAAAAAAAAAUUUCUGAUAAUUUUUAUGUUCGUGGAGACAAAACAUUUGUUUAUUUUUUCACAACAGAAGAACUUCGGAAUUUGUUUUGUCAAAAUGAUAUGUUUGAAGAAAUUCAAAAUAAAUAUAUUACUAGAAUUGUUAAAAAUCGAAAAAGAAAUUUAGAAAUGAAAAGAAUAUGGGUCCAAUCGAUUUUUAGAAAAAAAUAA
Molecule: messenger RNA, 1116 nt
Organism: Plasmodium yoelii
Lineage: Eukaryota; Apicomplexa; Aconoidasida; Haemosporida; Plasmodiidae
Exons: 1
Coding region: 1-1116 (371 amino acids)
Source: RefSeq, a predicted model, not a curated record